AUGGAACCACACCGGAUUUCGCAAUUUAUAACCCCAUCUCUAACUUUUCCAGCGGAUUCCCUCACCACAUCAGAUUCGUUGUGUGCUGUCUUCAAGCUAAAUGCACUCAGACGUUUGAGUUAUGCUCUGGGCACGUACGAGCUGAAUAAAUUGCACAGUUAUAUGGCGGAAAUUACCCAGAUAGGAGAUACCCAAACCACCAGCUACGUUUAUCUGAGUCGGAAAUUGAACAUGAUGAACGACCUGAUCCCCGAGCUGGACAGGACGAGACGAGCGGCUUGGGAAGCGUAUAGGAACAUCGAGGAUGUGGUAAAGAAGACUAAGAACACCCAGCUCCGUGGCCACCUUUUCAAUACCACCGUACUUCUUGUUUUGACCUAUGCCUUGGAAACCUGGGCACUUCGCAAGCAGGAGAACGCGAUGAGCGUUAUUGAAAGCACAGUUGAGAGAGUGAUGCAAGGAGUAUCCAGCUUCACGCAGUCCCACGUUAUUGAAGUCACGGGUGGGAUUUGA
Molecule: messenger RNA, 513 nt
Organism: Necator americanus (New World hookworm)
Lineage: Eukaryota; Metazoa; Nematoda; Chromadorea; Rhabditida; Ancylostomatidae
Exons: 1
Coding region: 1-513 (170 amino acids)
Source: RefSeq, a predicted model, not a curated record